Molecule: messenger RNA, 1110 nt
Organism: Diatraea saccharalis (sugarcane borer)
Lineage: Eukaryota; Metazoa; Arthropoda; Insecta; Lepidoptera; Crambidae
Source: the annotation of a GenBank genome assembly
AUGAAGAAGUUUAGAUCUGUUUGCGAAUAUGUGGGAGCUGAUGAAUGGCAUGGCGUGGCGUUUUGGGCAUGGGUGUGCGCGGCGGCAGCUUUGGUGCUGUCCUUGCUCGCUGCGGUAGUCUGUUGGAUAGCACGCAGGCGCAACACGCUUGCACACAAACUAGACAAGGCUCUGGUCUUCCAGCCCCCCAGACGAGCCACCGCCGUUCGAUCGCCAGGAUCCGCCACACAUUACUUACGCAAGUCUCCCUCGCCGACAGCUCCAGUGCCACCUUCUGCUACCUCGCCACCGCAGCCGCAACCGCAGUCACAGAACCAGUCGGGGCUGAAGGCCGAAACGGUAUUUCUCAGCCUCGACCUAUCGGAGGCUGCACGCUUGUCUUCGCUUCAGUCGCCGGGAGGGAACAGUCCACAUACCCCUACUGCACCAUCGGAACCAGCCCCUUUAAGCAAGGAGCUAGCAGACGCCAAUGCUACUGAGAAGAUCAAACCACUGGAGAAUGAGACCAACGAUGGACGCCUCGGAGACUUGCACUUCAAGUUACGAUACGAAAAUGAGAAAAAUGCUUUGGUGGUAUCAGUGGUCUCCUGCCAGGGUCUGCCGGGCCGCGAACCCGCUGGCCCCGAUCCAUACGUCAAACUGCAGCUGCUGCCUGACAAGCAGCAUAAGGUCAAAACCAGCGUGGGUCGCGGCGAGGUGCUGGUGUCGCUGUGCUGGCAGCCGGCGGCCGCGCGCCUCACCGUGGUGCUGCUGAAGGCGCGCAACCUGCCCAAGAUGGACGUCACCGGACUCGCGGACCCAUACGUCAAAAUGUAUCUGUUGUACAACGGACAGCGGAUUGCCAAGAAAAAGACUCACGUGAAGAAACGGACGCUGAAUCCUGUGUUCAACGAAUCAUUCGUGUUUGAGGUACCAGCUGCGCCGAAUGCCACUCUCGACCAUGUCUCUCUGGAACUGCUUGUGCUCGAUUGGGAUAGAGUCACCAAGAAUGAGGUGAUAGGUCGGCUGGAGCUGGGCGCGGAGGGCGCGGGCAGCGCGCGGCACCACUGGCGCGAGGUGCAGGCCGCGCCGCGCCGCCAGAUCGCCGACUGGCACAAGCUCAAGGAGUGA